Molecule: messenger RNA, 627 nt
Organism: Notechis scutatus (mainland tiger snake)
Lineage: Eukaryota; Metazoa; Chordata; Lepidosauria; Squamata; Elapidae
Source: RefSeq, a predicted model, not a curated record
CACCCUGGAGCCCGGUUUGAUUUCCUUCACACCCAGCGGCUCCCCCUCGCUGCCGGCUUCCUGUGUUGCAAGGAGCGGUGCGGGUAAAAAACGAAACUCCCGCUUCCGCCCAGGUAAGAAGAAGCCAGGAUCGCCCAGCGACAGGUUUCGCCCCCAGCCGAGCAGGCCAUAUUGAAUCAACAGUGCAGAUAAGCCAGGAUGCCAGAAAAUCCAAUUGCAGAUAAGCAGCAGAUCCUGAAGAUUCUGGAACGUCUACUAAUGAAACUUCAUGAGAAAGGAGACACUUCCCACAGUGAUAAUCUGGCUUUUCUAUACAAUACUCUUAAGAACCCUUUAUUCAACCACGUGCUGACUCUUCAGCAGUCAAUAAAGCAGCUGAAAGAACAACUUAGGUAUAUGCCUCCAGAUCGUUCAGUGGAUUUUGAUUUUACUAGGCGAGGGUUGCUGGUAUUUGGGGCUGACCCACAUCCUGUUGUUAAUGGGAACAUCCAGAAUGAUAAGCAAAUGGCUCCACUAAUUUCCAGAUUUGAAGUGGAUGAAUUUAAUUUGAUAAUCCAAAAGAUGGCAAAGGUAAAAAUGCAGUGGUGCAUUAUUCCAAACUGUAUGGUUACUAAAGUCAGUUUCUGA